AUGCAUUAUCAGCAUCAGGUAUUGAAAACAUCAUUAAAUGAUCCGAUGAUGGAUUCAAAUGUUGUUGCUGCUGGAACAGGUAUUUACGGAUCAGCCUCGAACCAACUCUAUGGUCCACAUGGAAUCUUUGUUGAUGUAAAUUUGGAUUUAUAUGUGGCAGAUUCCUACAAUGACCGUGUUCAGUUGUUCCAGUCGGGAGAAUUACAUGGCAUCACAGUAGCCGGAAGUGGAUCACUAAUUCCAACAAUUACACUUCAUUAUCCAACUGGAGUUAUAUUAGAUGCUGAUAAAUAUUUAUUUAUUUUGGAUUCUGGCAAUCAUCGUAUUGUUGGUUCAGGCGCGAAUGGUUUUCGAUGUUUAGUUGGAUGUCAUGAAAUGGGUUCACAAUCCAAUCAAUUGUCUGGUCCAGUUAGUUUGAGUUUCGAUCAUUUCGGAAACAUUUUUGUUUCUGAUCAAAGAAAUUCUCGAAUUCAAAAAUUUUUGUUGAUGAAAGAUUCUUUUGACCUUUCAUUUAAUCAACCAAAGUUUUGCCCAACAGCCACUUGGAAUUCCAAUGGAAUCACUGUUGCUAAUCAAUCAAUUGUUGGCCGACAUCCUAAUGCUUUUUUUGUGAACACAAACAAUACAGUUUAUGUCGCUAAUCAAGAAAAAAACACAAUUGUAAUGUGGCAAGAAGGGAGUGUCAAUCUACCACAGAUCAUUAGUGGCGGUUUUAUGCAACCCUUGUCUCUCUUCGUGACAUCAAAUGGUGAUAUUUAUAUUGAUGAUGGUGAUCAUAAUGGUCGAGUACUGAAAUGGAGUGCAGCAACAAGUACCUUUGCCGCGGUGAUGAAUAUCAACUCAUCAUGUGCUAGUUUGUUUGUUGAUAUCGAUGACACUCUUUACUGUUCAAUGCCUGAUCAUCAUCAAGUGGUGAAAAGAUCAUUAAGUUCUUUGAUGAAUUCAAAUGCUGUUGCUGCUGGAACAGGUAUUUAUGGAUCAGCCUCGAAUCAACUCGGAAGUCCACGUGGAAUCUUUGUCGAUGUGAAUUUGGAUUUAUAUGUGGCAGAUUGUGGAAAUAAUCGAGUUCAAUUGUUUCAGUCAGGAGAAUUACAUGGCAUCACAGUAGCUGGAAGUACAACACUAUAUCCAACAAUUACACUUCGUUGUCCAGUUGGAGUUAUAUUAGAUGCUGAUAAAUAUCUAUUUAUUGUGGAUUCUGGCAAUCAUCGUAUUGUUGGUUCAGGCAUGAAUGGUUUUCGAUGUUUAGCUGGAUGUUAUGGAAUGGGUUCACAAUCCAGUCAAUUGACUAGUCCAUCCAGUUUGAGUUUCGAUCGUUCUGGAAACAUAUUUGUGACUGAUCAAACAAAUCAUCGAAUUCAAAAAUUUCAAUACUUGGAAGAAUCAUGUGACAUGUCAUCGGUGGUUGAAACAAUGUACUCAUCUGCAUUAACAUCAAAUCACCCAAUAUAUCCACGUACUGGUUGUGAUAUUUCGUACUACUAUGAAGCCAUAAAAAUUCAGGUUUAUAAAAGUGGUCAUUAUAGUUUUAAUAGUAUGAGCAAUAUCAAUACAUACGGCUAUAUGUACGCAAAGUAUUUUGAUCCAUUUAGUCCGUCUGCAUUUUUAAUCUCCGCAGAUGAUGAUAGUUCCGGUAAUUCUCAGUUCAAUAUUAGUAUUCCUCUUGAGAUCAAUAUUGAAUAUAUAUUGGUUGUAACAACAUUUAAUUCAAAUGUAACAGGACCAUUCUCAAUCCGUGUGUCUGGUCCCAACCGUGUCGGUCUCGAACGUCUAAAUAGUCCACCAGUGAUCCAGUCGACAUAUUUAUCAAUGUUGACAGAGAAUAGUCAACAUUUUCCUCAACCCUUUGAAACUGGAAAAUAUUAUUAUGAAAGUAUACAAAUCAAUGUGGACAUGUCGGGAUUAUUUAUUAUUUCAAGCAAGAGUCGAUCCGAUUUAUCCGGGUCUAUUUACAAGAAUAGUUUCAAUCCAUUAAAUCCGACUGAAAACUUACUCGAAGUGGAUAAUAAUGGAUGUUCUGAUAAUCAAUUCAAACUCUUAAUUGCUCUUGAAGUCAAUACUAAAUACAUAUUAGUUGUAGCAACAUCACAAGCAAAUGUUACAGGAACAUUUUCAAUCAUUGUGUCUGGACCAACAAAAGCCGUUCUUGAACGUACUAGUAUUUCAUCUACAUCUACUUCUAAAUCUACAUCAACAGCGACAACAACAAAAACUGUUUCAUCUACAUCUAAAUCUAUAUCAACAGCAACUGCAUUCAGUGGUUCAUUACCAUUUAAAUAUAAACUUGAAUUUACUAUUGAUAGUAUACCAUAUAGUAAUAAAUAG
This is a messenger RNA of Adineta steineri, 2325 nucleotides long. NCBI's taxonomy places the organism in Eukaryota, Metazoa, Rotifera, Eurotatoria, Adinetida, Adinetidae. The record is from the annotation of a GenBank genome assembly.